GACGCUGCUCCCGCACGUGGACUGCGCCCGAGCGCCCUGGAGAGCCAUGCGGCUCACUAUCCGCUCGCUGGACGAGCCAUGGCGAGCACGGCAGAGAGGAGCUGUGCACGAAGCUCCAGAGGCGCUAAGAAGCGCACGCAGCAGACUCCGCCGCGCGUCAGCAUCCCCUCGCCAUCGUCGCUCGUUCUGCUCCUCUCCCUCUCAAAGGGCCCGUCCUGUCCACGGCCAUGCAUCCGAGCGCUGCACGCUGCAACGCAGGUGGCUGGCAUACUUCUUCUAGUGCCGAGCGAGCCGCAGCCAGCUAGAAUGCGUGCUGCAGCUAGGCGACCUCUAUCUGCUGGCCGUCCUGCAUCACCCGGGCCUGUCGCGAGGACGGAGCGUCGUCCGAAGCAGCUCGCCGCUCCAUCGCCCUCGAUAUUCGGCUGAUACGGCCCCCGCUAGGCACAUCCAGGGCGCCUACUCGCUUCCUAGUCCCUCAUCCCGCACGGCCAUCUGCGGAGUCUGUUCCUCGCUCCCUCGCUAACUCACGCCGGAGCCUCCGUCCGCGGCUCGCUUCGGCAGAAGCGCCGGCC
Tilletiopsis washingtonensis is the source of this 572-nucleotide messenger RNA. RefSeq lists its product as hypothetical. The transcript has a single exon. NCBI's taxonomy places the organism in Eukaryota, Fungi, Basidiomycota, Exobasidiomycetes, Entylomatales. The coding region runs from base 79 to 426 and encodes 115 amino acids. The record is from RefSeq and is a predicted model, not a curated record.